Paramecium tetraurelia is the source of this 868-nucleotide messenger RNA. RefSeq lists its product as uncharacterized. The transcript has 5 exons. The record is from RefSeq and is a predicted model, not a curated record. Lineage: Eukaryota; Ciliophora; Oligohymenophorea; Peniculida; Parameciidae.
AUGGAAUAAUACGACAAAUACCAACUGUUUUUAAGGUUAACCAAUAAGAAAGAUACUACAAGCAAUUAUGAGGCUCUAAAUUCAUCAUGCAAAAAAUAGCAUCCAACAGUAUUGAGUGGGAAGAGAAAUCCUAACAAUGAGGCUUAUAAGAAACUACAUUAGAGUUCUGAAAUUUUUAAGGAAAAUACUACACCAAUCAAGAGUGAAAUAACCAGACCAAAAAAUUAUGCCACAGAGAGAAAGUCACGAGAAGAUUCAAAUACCAAAAGAACAUUGAUUCCAAGUUUAGACAAAUUUCAAUCACCAGAGAAAAGAUGUUCAUCAAAUAUUAGAUAUAAUGCUAAUAACGAAAGUUCUUAAAAGGAUUCGAAAAGAAUUUUAAAAACUUGUGAAUAACGACAACAAGACUUUUCUCAUCGAAUUAAUUUACCAAUUAGUGCUAUGCAAGUAAAAGAUUAUAAGGAAGAUAACUAUGGUCUAGGCAAAUAUAAAUCACAUGAGUCAACUUAAAAACUAAAAAGCUAUCUCGACCUUUAAGGUCAUAUGAAUAACUAAUCUUUUUAGAGUUAAACUGAUAGACUAUUUAAGACUCAGGUAAAAAACCAAAAAAACCUUCUCUCAUCGUACUAAAUAUGUAAGACCUAAUCAGAGAUAAAGAAUGGAAAGAAGAGAUUUAUUCAAAGUGCCAUGUCACAAUAGUUAUCACCUCCUAUAGUUCCAAUAAAACCAAAAGACAUCAAUAAAAUAUUUCUUAAGAGUUCUAAGGAAGUUUGGGAGAAUUAACAAUCAAAAGCAAAAGCAAUAGUGAAAAUGAAUCACGCUAAUCAAUAAAAAAGCUAAAUCGAUUUAAGGUGAGAUCAACUUCUAU